This is a messenger RNA of Periconia digitata, 1128 nucleotides long. The record is from the annotation of a GenBank genome assembly. Lineage: Eukaryota; Fungi; Ascomycota; Dothideomycetes; Pleosporales; Periconiaceae.
GUGCUUCAUAAUGAAUUCUAGAAUGAUAUCCCGGCGGGAACCGCCAUAAGCCACGAAUGCAUACAUGAUAGAACAUGAAAUAAGAUGCUUUUUUAAUGUGUUGGUGAUGGCGCUUACAAAUGCUGGUGUCAGGCAUCUCACUUUUUCGUGUGGGUUUUCGCAGCCUUCCCGGUGCCUGCUGUUGCCUGCAAACAAUCUUGGAAAGCACGAGCCACUAAGGGUCACGUGCUUCGCCAGCCAACUCACCGCUGCCGUACAAAAACAUUCGCCUUUCGCCUUUGCUUGCUGCCCCACGACCAUCGCAAAUCCUCCUACCCCUCACUUACCUCCACCAAACCUCCAUAACGGUACGCUUGCAAUCCUCUGCGCUAGGAGCAUCAAUCUUCUGUCGCUCGUAUUCCUCAAAUCUAACGGCAUCUCAGAUUUUGCGCCUUCACAACAACAUCCCCAGCCCCACCAAAACACAUCCCAACCAUGGCCGAAGGAGCAUCUUCCGUCCCCACCUUCAAGCUUGUGCUUGUUGGUGAUGGUGGAACUGGAAAGACCACCUUCGUCAAGCGCCAUCUUACCGGCGAGUUCGAGAAGAAGUACAUUGCCACGCUCGGUGUAGAGGUUCACCCUCUCGGCUUCACCACCAACCUCGGACAGAUCCAAUUCGACGUCUGGGAUACGGCUGGUCAGGAGAAGUUCGGCGGUCUUCGUGAUGGAUACUACAUCAACGGCCAGUGCGGUAUCAUCAUGUUCGAUGUCACUUCCCGUAUCACCUACAAGAACGUCCCCAACUGGCACCGUGACUUGGUCCGUGUCUGCGAGAACAUCCCCAUCGUCCUUACUGGCAACAAAGUCGAUGUCAAGGAGCGCAAGGUGAAGGCCAAGGCCAUCACUUUCCACCGCAAGAAGAACCUUCAGUACUACGACAUCUCCGCCAAGUCAAACUACAACUUCGAGAAGCCUUUCCUCUGGCUCGCUAGGAAACUCGUCGGUAACGCUACUCUGGAAUUCGUCGCUGCCCCCGCUCUGGCUCCUCCCGAGGUCCAGGUCGACCAGGAGGUCCUCCAGAAGUACCAGGACGAAAUGGCUGCUGCCGCCCAGAUGCCGCUUCCCGACGAGGAGGAUGCCGAUUUGUAA